GUGCGUUCAAGCAGCAUUGAACCAAGAACUGCAUCCUUGGGCCUUGAGGCGUCGCCCCUCUGGAACACGCAGCCAACGAUGCAAGACGCGUCGAUGGUAUUGAGGGAUGAUGGUCGGGAUCAAAACGACAUCGCGUGGCCGCACUGAUAGCGCCAUGGAGGUAAAUAUGACCCAACAUGCGCCUGCUUUCCCCGUCACUCACGAAUGGACAGCGCAGGUGAGAACGACCUUAAUUAUCCUGCCUUUCACUCCCUCACCAUAUCAUGUCCUUACUAUAGUGUUGCCUUUUGUCUUGGCAGGUGAAUGAGGGGCGCAGACGACGGUGGUCACAGGCCAAUGGUUCCUGUCAGGUCGACGCCUUAGUAGCUUGGACCAU
Schizophyllum commune H4-8 is the source of this 376-nucleotide messenger RNA. RefSeq lists its product as uncharacterized. The coding region runs from base 107 to 307 and encodes 66 amino acids. The record is from RefSeq and is a predicted model, not a curated record. Lineage: Eukaryota; Fungi; Basidiomycota; Agaricomycetes; Agaricales; Schizophyllaceae. The transcript has a single exon.